Molecule: messenger RNA, 1912 nt
Organism: Acanthisitta chloris (rifleman)
Lineage: Eukaryota; Metazoa; Chordata; Aves; Passeriformes; Acanthisittidae
Gene: GGNBP2
Product: gametogenetin binding protein 2
Exons: 8
Cellular component (GO): cytoplasm; nucleus
Source: RefSeq, a predicted model, not a curated record
GUUUUGCACCGACUGCAAGAACAAAGUGCUGCGUGCGUACAACAUCCUGAUCGGGGAGCUGGACUGCAGCAAGGAGAAGGGUUACUGCGCCGCGCUGUACGAGGGGCUGCGCUGCUGCCCCCACGAGCGCCACAUCCACGUCUGCUGCGAGACCGACUUCAUCGCACACCUCCUGGGCAGGGCCGAGCCGGAGUUCGCAGGAGGGUAUGAACGGAGGGAACGACACGCCAAGACAAUAGACAUAGCCCAGGAGGAGGUUCUCACCUGCCUGGGCAUUCACCUCUACGAGCGCUUGCACCGGAUCUGGCAGAAGCUGCGGGCGGAGGAGCAGACGUGGCAGAUGCUGUUUUACCUCGGGGUCGAUGCUCUACGCAAAAGCUUCGAGAUGGCUGUGGAAAAAGUGCAGGGUAUUAGUCGAUUGGAACAGCUCUGUGAAGAGUUCUCAGAAGAAGAAAGAGUGCGGGAGCUGAAACAAGAGAAGAAACGCCAAAAGAGGAAGAACAGAAGGAAAAAUAAGUGUGUGUGUGAGCUCCCUGCUCCUUUGCAGGCACCAGAAGAGAAGGAAAUCAAUCAGGCAAAGGAGAACUCAAACUUCACAGAAAGCACUUGCAAAGCCUGUGGUAGCACCGAAGAAGCCAACAACUGUGUAGAAGUAAUUGUUACUAAUGAAAGCACUUCUUGCACUUGUCCUAGUAGUGGGACCCUAUUAGGUUCACCUAAAAUCAAGAAAGGUUUAUCUCCACACUGUACUGGCAGUGACUGUGGCUAUUCGUCGAGCAUGGAGGGCAGCGAAACAGGAUCUCGAGAGGGCUCAGACGUGGCCUGCACUGAAGGCAUCUGCAACCAUGAUGAAAAUGGAGACGAUCCCUGCGUCCAUCGCUGCGACGACAAGGAGGAGGAUGGAGAUAGCUGCGUGGAAUGUUGGGCUAAUGCGGAAGAGAAUAGCACAAAAGGCAAAAACAAAAAGAAGAAAAAGAAAAGCAAAGCCUUGAAGUGUGAGAAUGAACAUAUUCAGAAACUUGGAAGCUGUCUGGCAGAGCCAGGUAGCAGAGAGACCUCAGGAAAUCUCACGCACACAGAGUUUCAUCGCGACAAGACCAAAGACACACACGCUGAGAGCUGCUGCAGCUCAGAAAAAAGCAGCCAGCAGUUGCCUUGGUUUGAGCACAUCAAAAAUGUGUCACAGUUUGCAGAACCUACAGAAAUGUCACUUGUUCCUGAUACUGGAAAAGGUGCCAAAAGCUUAGUGGAACUCCUUGAUGAGUCUGAAUGCACUUCUGACGAGGAACUGUUCAUCUCCCAAGAUGAAAUCCAGUCCUUCAUGGCAAACAACAAGUCUUUCUACAGCAACCGAGAGCAGUACCGACAGCACCUGAAGGAGAAGUUCAACAAGUACUGUCGCCUCAACGACCACAAGGGGCCUGUCUGCAACAGCUGGUUGGCAACAGCUGGAGCCAACUGAAGCUGAUCCCACCACUCUGUCACUGAGACUCGAGAUGACUACUGCGCCUUCUCCUUCCAAACUUAAUUUAGUGACUAAAAGCAAAAUUUUAUCUUAAAUUAAUGUGAUUCUUUUCUCUUGGUUUUUUUUUUUUCGGUGGUGGGGAGGCUGGUGGAGGUGAUUUCCUUAAUUUUGUUCUUUCUCCAGGCUUGUAUCCUUAGUUGAGUAGCUGUUGCAAGCCUCUCUUCUAAUUUAAGCCAUCUCUUUUCAUUCAAUGUUUCUCUUCCUGUGAGACUUACAAAAAAAAGCAAACUAGUGGCAAAGUAAUGUUGUACCUAUAAUUCUGUACAGAAUGACAAGGAGCUGAAUAUAAGAUUUUACAAAGUAGACAUCCAUUUGCAAAAUGUUUUGGAUGUAAUAUGUUAAAGCGCAAUGUGCAAAAUUUAAAUAAAGAAUAUUUAUUAAUAUGCA